Platichthys flesus (European flounder) is the source of this 3747-nucleotide messenger RNA. RefSeq lists its product as uncharacterized. Gene Ontology annotation, molecular function: nucleic acid binding. The transcript is spliced from 2 exons. The coding region runs from base 17 to 3412 and encodes 1131 amino acids. Lineage: Eukaryota; Metazoa; Chordata; Actinopteri; Pleuronectiformes; Pleuronectidae. The record is from RefSeq and is a predicted model, not a curated record.
AGCCCAGGUCCACGAGAUGGUUGAGAGGGGCGCAGCCGUAAAACUCACUAAUGAGGUCAUCAGCAAGUGGACAGGACCAGUGUGGUAUGUAAGCCAUUUGGUGGCGCCAAACCCUCACUCAGUGACGACUCCAGUCCGGCUUGUGUGGAACAGCAGCCAGAAGUGCAGGGGAGUGAGCAUGAAUGAUAUUCUGCUAAAGGGGCCAGAUGUUUUAAACCCGAUCAGAGCUGUGCUGCUGAGAUUCAGAAGAGGUGUGUAUGCUGCACUUGGAGACAUCAGGAAGAUGUAUAAUUCAGUGUGGCUAGAAGAGCGAGAGAUGCAUCUCCACCGAUUCCUUUGGAGGGACAAUCCAGAUGAGGAGAUGGGUCGAUAUGCCAUCACAAGGGUGAGCAUUGGAGACAGACCAGCCGGUUGCAUUGCACAGGUAGCUAUGCGGGAGACAGCAAGAUUGGCCAUCUUUGCUCACAUGGAAGAGGAGCGCAGAGUCCUGGAAAAGGACAGUUAUGUGGAUGACAUUCUAACUUCCCAUAACAGCCUGGAGGAACUAGACAAGAUGACUGAAGGCGUUGAAGAAAUUCUGAGAGCCGGAGGCUUCUUUCUGAAACCGUGGGUCCGGUCAGGCCAAAGUGGGAGGCCGGAGGCUGCAGCAAAGGUCCUGACAUCAAGAGUGGAAGGGAUGGAGAAGAAAACCUUCAUCCUCCCAAACCAAAUGAGGGAUGAAGAUAACAAAGCCCUGGGCAUUGGAUACAAGGUGGAGAAGGACAAGCUCUACAUGAUGACCUCGAUCAACUUUUCCAAAAGGAAAAAGAAGAUGAGAGUAGGCAAGGAUCUUCUCAGAAUGGAGGUGAAACCUGGAACGCCUAACCCGCUGACAAGAAGGGACCUGUUAAGCCAAGUAGCUGGACUCUACGACCCCAUCGGUUUGGUAUCACCUCUGAAACAGAAGGGCGCUAUCCUUGUUAGGAGAGCAUUCCAGGAGGCAGGAGGAGGGAAGUUGACCCGUGAGACCUGGGAUAAACCACUGUCAGAGAGCCUCAGAGAAGAAGCCAUUCAGCUGUUUGAGGAGUAUGCGCAGCUUGGACAAGUUCAGUUUCAAAGAAGCCUGACACCAGCUCACUGGAAAGGGAAACCAUGGGGAAUCACAUUCUCAGACGGGAGUGACAAAUCAUAUGGAGCUGUGAUGUACCUGAGGUGGAACACUAGUAAAGGAGUCGAUAUCCGGUUUGUAGAGUCGAAAGCCAAGCUGACUCCACUGGAUCAGAAAGGGGAGGCCGUGAAGGCUGAGAUCUGCGGCGCUGUCUUUGCAGCCAGGCUCAGGAAGUACGUUGAGAAGCAUGGAGGCCUGGUGGUAGAGCGAUGGCUCCACCUGGUGGACAGUCAAACAGUCCUAGGAGCCAUUCAAAGAGAGAGUUAUGGGUACCAAACUUUCUUUGCGAACAGAGUGGGUGAAAUCCAGAAGGCUGGCUCAGUUGAAGACUGGUGGUGGAUCCCUGGAGAGCAUAACAUUGCUGACAUCAUUACAAGAGGAGGCACUCAUGAAGAUCUAAAGGAGGAUUCCACAUGGCAGGAUGGGCCAGAGUUCCUAAAGUGGCCAGUGGAGGAGUGGCCUAAAAAGUCAGCAGGAGAGGUUGCAGUGCACGCUAGAGAGAGUGUCAACAGACUCCAGAGAAAGGCAUUCUCAGCAGGAAUGACAAGGGCUCAAGCUAAGAUAAGCCAAGCAAGUGCCCCACAAAAAGACCUGAAGGAUGAAAGUGGAGAGAAAAGUAUGGCCGCUGAUCCAGCUCUUCUGGCAGGAAGGGCACCCAGGAGAUGGGAAAUAAAGAACCUACUGGAAGUGAGGAAUUACAGCUCCUUGUCCAAGCUGGUCAGGAUCAUCGCCUGGAUAUGGCGAGCUGCCAAGAAGUGGAUAGAGAUGAAAAGCCAGUCAAGAACUCAAGAAGCUAAGCAUAAAGUGUCAUCACUAAAGGAAAAGGCCAAGCAAACUGUGCUUACAGUGAGAGAGCGUGAAGAUGGCCUCAGGGAUCUCUUUAGUGAAGCUCAGGAAGGUGUAGCUUUUCCUGACACUACCCUAAGCAGACUGGCAGUAUACAGAGAUGCGGACUCUGAGCUCUUGGUUUGUGGAGGCAGGAUUCAGAUGUUUGAUGAAGACAAAACUGCAGUGCCCGUCUUACCAUACGAGGCAUGGGUGUCUACAUUGCUGGCACAGGAAGCCCACAAGGCAAACCAUGAGGGAAUAGCAGGAACCUUGCUCAGGAUGAGGAAAAAAGCCUGGGUAAUCAAAGGUCGAAGAAUUGCAAAACAAGUAGUAGACAGUUGUGUGGUAUGCAGGAAAAACAGGGCAAAACAGUGCCAGCAGAUCAUGAGUGACUUGCCACCAGAGCGAACAGGCCCAGCAUUGCCAUUUGAGUUUACAACCAUGGACCUGUUCGGACCUUAUGAGGUAAAAGAUGAAGUAAGGAAAAGGGUCAAACUCAAAGUCUGGGGGGUUGUAUUCUGCUGCAUGGCUUCAAGAGCCAUACACACUGAUGUUGUGAGUGACCAGUCUUCUGAGGGAUUUCUGCUGGCCUACCAAAGAUUCUCUGCACUGAGGGGACACCCUAGGAAAUUGUGGACAGAUCCUGGCACAAACUUUGUAGGGGCCAGACCUGCUCUGGAGGAGCUUCACAGAUUUCUGAGCAGACUGAACAGGUCUCAGAUUGAAGAGGAAGCUGUCAAUCAUGGAACAGAGUGGUCAUGGAGGAUUCACCCUGCAGACUCUCCCCACAGAAAUGGAGCAGCAGAGGCAGCUGUCAAGAUAGUGAAGCGAGCCCUGAACAACCUUGGUGGUGAUGGAGUUCUCACAUGGGGGGAAUUCCAAACAUUCCUCUUCAUGGCAGCCAACCUGGCAAAUGAAAGACCGAUAGAUGCCAGGAUUCAAAGCCGAGAGGACUGUGUGGAAUACAUCAGUCCCAAUUCCCUCAUACUGGGACGAGCCAGCCCAAGAGGAGACCCGGGAGAUUUCAAGUUUGAAGGUUACCCAUACAAGAGACUCCAAACCAUACAAGCAGAGGUCAGCAAAUUCUGGAAGAAGUGGUGCCAGCUAGCUGGUCCUAACCUGUUCAUAAGGAGCAAGUGGCACACAAGAGAGAGAAACGUUGCAGUGGGAGAUGUGGUCUGGCUGGCUGACCAAAAUGCCUUGAGGAGUCAACAUAAAUUGGCCAGGGUAGAAAGUGUUAAUGCUGACCGAGGGGGAAUCGUCAGAGAUGUAAAUGUGAGGACCUUUCCAAGCUACCCUGUUCCAGUCAUGAAGCCAAGCACAGGGGACACAAGCAGACAAGGAGCCAGGAAACUCUUGAAGAGAAUCCCUGUGUCCAUUCUCUGCAGGGAUGUGAGACGACUGGUCAUCCUUCUUCCUGUUGAAGAGCAACGAUAGAAUGAAUAGAUAGAGUGUGACCUCCUUGGGUUGAGCAACCAGGAGGUCAAGUGGGAGGUGUAAAGACAGAGAUCGCAUUUAGAUUAAAAAACCUCUAGUGGCGUGGAGGGGAGAUGCGCAAAUCACACGUGUUCGAUUUGCGCACACACCGGGCGGCACUUGCCUGAUUACGGCACGUGAGGUGAGUGAGCACGGGUGAGGAAAUAAAGGUCCGCGAUUUCCGGCCGGGCUAUGAAGGGUUUGUGCAUUGGAGGACACGAGAGCACGCAUUGGUUUUCAACCUAAUCCUGAUCCUAAUCCUAAAUCCGAAUAAGACUACGGAAUGUUUGUUGGUC